CUCCUUAGGCCAGGAUCCAUGGCUCCUGGGACCAGAAUCAAGGACCUGGAAUCCCAGGCUACAUCAGUGCAACAGGCCCAUCAGCCAUUGCUCGCGUCGAGGCCAAUCAUGCUGCUCACCUUGCCUGCCCCAGCAAAGGAUUACCUUUGUCUCUCCAUAACCUCCUUCUGCUUCUGCAUCCUGCUGGCGAUCCCAGCGCUGGUGUUUUCCUUUAAGACCCGGGAAGCCAACUAUGACGGGGAUUGGAGGAGAGCACAGAGGAACUCCAGGCUGGCCUUGGCCUUCAGCGUCUCCAGCAUCCUCGUGGGGUGCAUUCUGAUGGCCAGCUCCAUCACAUUAAUCCUUGAGACAGAAGAAGUGACAUCAUCCUGAAAGCCUGCCUAUUCUUGGAGCUUCCGACCUCAAACACCAGCCUCUGCCUGUGCCGGGGAAGCCUUCAAUGUCGCAACACGAAGAGCAAUAAAGAUUUGGAGGAGGUUCCUU
Cricetulus griseus (Chinese hamster) is the source of this 483-nucleotide messenger RNA. Lineage: Eukaryota; Metazoa; Chordata; Mammalia; Rodentia; Cricetidae. The record is from RefSeq and is a predicted model, not a curated record.